Molecule: messenger RNA, 1383 nt
Organism: Caenorhabditis briggsae
Lineage: Eukaryota; Metazoa; Nematoda; Chromadorea; Rhabditida; Rhabditidae
Exons: 5
Coding region: 1-1383 (460 amino acids)
Biological process (GO): amino acid transmembrane transport
Cellular component (GO): vacuolar membrane
Molecular function (GO): amino acid transmembrane transporter activity
Source: RefSeq, a predicted model, not a curated record
AUGAGUGAGGAGGAAGGCCGUGAGCGGGCGGUGACGGUCGACGGGGAUGCAGAAUCGAUGAACGAUGGAAGGGCGCUGGUGCAACCGCCGGCGAGAAGCGGCGAUGUUAUUACGCCCACCCGAGCGGUCCUAACGCUGUCCAAAUCGAUGUUCAACGCGGGUUGCUUCUCCCUACCGUACGCCUGGAAACUCGGAGGACUUUGGGUCUCCUUCGUGAUGUCAUUUGUAAUCGCCGGUCUCAAUUGGUACGGUAAUUACAUUCUGGUUCGUGCUAGUCAACAUCUCGCAAAGAAGUCCGACAGAAGUGCACUGGAUUACGGUCAUUUUGCGAAGAAGGUGUGCGAUUACAGUGAUAUUCGAUUUUUGAGAAAUAACAGCAAGGGAGUCAUGUACUUUGUCAAUGUGACAAUAUUGUUUUAUCAGUUGGGAAUGUGCAGUGUAGCGAUUCUUUUCAUCUCGGAUAAUCUUGUUAAUUUGGUUGGAGACCAUUUGGGAGGCACCCGUCAUCAGCAGAUGAUUCUGAUGGCUACCGUAUCCCUUUUCUUCAUUUUAUUGACAAAUAUGUUCACAGAAAUGAGAAUUGUAUCGUUUUUCGCACUGGUUUCGUCGGUUUUCUUUGUUAUUGGAGCGGCUGUAAUCAUGCAGUUUACUAUUCAACAACCAAAUCAAUGGAAUAAGCUGCCUGCAUCUACGAAUUUCACUGGAACAAUCACAAUGAUCGGAAUGAGUAUGUAUGCAUUUGAAGGUCAAACAAUGAUCCUUCCAAUCGAAAACAAACUCGAUAACCCAGCCGCAUUCCUCGCCCCAUUUGGAGUUCUUUCCACUACAAUGAUGAUUUGUACUGCAUUCAUGACUGCUCUCGGAUUCUUUGGAUAUACUGGAUUCGGUGAUUCAAUCGCCCCAACGAUCACAACGAAUGUCCCGAAAGAGGGUCUCUAUUCGACUGUCAACGUCUUCUUGAUGCUUCAAUCUCUUCUUGGAAAUUCCAUUGCCAUGUAUGUAGUCUAUGAUAUGUUCUUCAAUGGAUUCCGUCGGAAGUUCGGUGCGAGAUUUCCGAAUGUUCCCAAAUGGUUAUCAGAUAAAGGAUUCCGUAUCUUCUGGGUCUUGGUGACGUACUUGAUGGCUGUUUUGAUUCCGAAAUUGGAGAUUAUGAUUCCGUUGGUUGGAGUUACUAGUGGAACACUUUGUGCACUCAUUUUCCCGCCAGUUUUCGAGAUGAUCACUUUUUGGACUGAUUGGAAGGGUCUCCUAACCCAUCGUCAACGGAUGUUCAAGAUUUUCAUCAACUGCGUCGUUAUCGCCAUCGGAUGCUUUGCCAUCAUCGCUGGUGUCUACACGAACAUCCUCGCCAUUGUCACCUCAUUCGCAACACCAGAUCCGUGA